AUGUCUCCCCCAUACUAUGCUGAUCUUGGAAAGAAGGCCAAUGAUGUCUUCGGCAAAGGCUACCACUUCGGUGUGUUCAAACUUGACCUCAAGACCAAAAGUGAAACAGGUGUUGAAUUCUCCAGUGGAAUCACCUCCAACCAAGAAAGUGGAAAGGUGUUCGGUAGCCUUUCAUCAAAAUACGCAGUGAAGGAUUAUGGUCUAACUUUCACUGAAAAAUGGAACACAGACAAUACACUUGCCACUGACAUCACUAUUCAGGAUAAAAUUGCUGCUGGACUUAAAGUUACACUUGAAGGAACCUUCGCACCACAAACUGGAAGCAAGACUGGUAAACUGAAGACCUCUUUUGCUAAUGAAACUGUUGCUGUUAAUACCAACUUGGACUUGGACCUGGCUGGUCCUAUUGUGGAUGUUGCUGCUGUCCUGAGCUUCCAGGGCUGGCUUGCUGGUGUCCAUGGACAGUUUGACUCCCAGAAGGCUAAGUUCUCCAAGAACAACUUUGCUCUUGGUUACCAGUCAAAGGACUUCAACCUACACACCAAUGUUGACAAUGGAAAGGACUUUGGUGGUUCCAUCUACCAGAAGGUGUCUGAGAAGAUCGAAUGCGGUAUCAGCAUGAAGUGGACCGCAGGAUCUGCCGACACGCUAUUUGGUGUUGGCGCUAAGUUCGCGUUGGACGCGGACGCGUCUCUGCACGCCAAGAUCAACAACAAAUCUCUCAUUGGUCUGGGAUACCAACAGAAACUCCGCCCAGGAGUGGUCCUGACGCUGUCGGCGGCUAUCGAUGGCCAGAACUUCAACGCUGGUGGACACAAAGUGGGCGUCGCCCUUGAGCUCGAGCCCUAA
Molecule: messenger RNA, 849 nt
Organism: Spodoptera littoralis (African cotton leafworm)
Lineage: Eukaryota; Metazoa; Arthropoda; Insecta; Lepidoptera; Noctuidae
Source: the annotation of a GenBank genome assembly